UCAUACAAUUAUUACUAAUGAAAAACAACCCACUGCAAAACCUCAAUGAAACUAAGCUGAAGAUUAAAGCAGGGAAGUUUCAGGAAAGAAUCUUGACUGAACUCAAAAUAUCAGCAAAUAUUCUUCAGUAUUAUGGGUACGCAUGUCAGUGUAAAGAACUAAUGACUCAUCUAAGAAAAGCGUCGAGGCAACUGUGGAUAUCUAAUGAAGACAAGUUACUUAUAUCUUACCCUGAUGAGGAAAAUAAGUGGAGCUUCAUUCUUCCUAAGAGAACUCUUCCAAUUUCGGGUUUAAAAGGGGUCUCCAGCACAAAAGGUCCAGACUCUGAACUGAUGAAGCUCAAAGAGACCAAUGGAUACAAGCUCUAUGAACUAGUUUUUUACACACUCUUGAUAAAUAAGGAAGGCAUCCAUACAAUUCUGAGGUUUCUAGAAGGAAUCGAUUUGAAAUGAUAAUUAUCUAUAAAAAUAUAGACUUUCCUUCUAAAGUGGAGUAUCCUCACAACUUAGUGUUCUUCCAAAAUGUAUGUAAGCUGCUUGAGAAGGAAUAUGAGGAAGUGAAAAUUGAUGAAACCACUUAUUUCAUUUUUCCAACGCUAUUUGAUAUCAAACCGCCUCCAAAACUUCUUAGUGAUUCAGACAGUAUUUACGCUUGUAAUUCCCGGAAAUACAUUGAUUUUACGAAAGAAAUGGAGACCAAUUUUGUUGUGUUAAAAUCUAAUGCGUUUAAAACUUGCAAAUUCAUGGAACUUUUUGACCAAGUGGUUGAAAAAGGAAAACUGACCGAAUUUUUGACAAAUCUUGCAGAGUCUCACUUAAAAUUUAGCCUAGCCUCAGAUGACUUUGAUAGAGACAAGCAUAUCAUUAUUAGAUUAGCAGGAGUACUUGAAAGUCAUAUGAAAAACUCAGAUGACAUAAAUCUGAAGCUUCCGAAAGUUCUUCUUCGUUGAGAAAUUCUUUGAGACGACCAUGAUCCUCUUGAGAGCUCUAAAAUCAUGCAAUCGAUGAUUGAUUAUUAUGAAAUUUUGAGUGAGAAAGGACUAGAAGUGAAAAUUAAUUUAAGAAUGCCUGAAAAUACUAAUCUUUCAGCAUUAGAUACAUUCAAUCAUUCUAAUAUCAGCUUGUCUGACAACAUCCAACAUGGAGAAUCCAAGUUAAAGGGAGACUAUUGAUUCAUUGGCACUCAAGUAAAACUCAUGAAGCUCACUAGCUUCUCUCUAGUAUAUUUUGACGAAUUUCAGUUCAACAAAAGCUAUCUAAUCUUUCUUCUCGAAAAGUCUCAAUGAGAAGGAGGUGCAGUCGAAGAGACGAAAAUAAGUGAUACCGAAUCGACAGAGCUACUGGAUAAUUACAUGAAAAUUCUUGUACCUUUCGGAGCAAUGAAAUUUUUAAGAUGUAAAUUUUCACUGAUUGAAAAUUCAGAUUUUGUCUCUCUCAUUCAGGGACUCCCAGAAUUAGGAAUAGAGAUUACUGCUAAUGACCUCGAGAAGCAAAGCACUUAUGAGAAGCUUGAAAGCAUAAAUAAGUCCACCAGAGUGAGGAUUACGAUAGUUAGAGAUCCACCCUCAGAAGAAAAGCAAGAAGGUGAACAGGAAGAUGAGACGGAAGCUGAACAAAUAGAUGAACUCCAAGGUAUACCACAAAAUGAGGAAAGAAAAGAGCAAUGUUUAUCAUUGAAUGCUUUGGAAGUGCUUAAUCUGAAAAGACUUGUAUUUGAUUAUACUAUUAACCAAGAAAGAUCAAUUUCGUCCCUAAUUUCGCUACUUGAAAAUCAGACUAGAAUCGAUUAUGUCGAGCUCUACAUAGAGAUGCCGAGAGUUGAAAACUCAGAGUCUAUGUUUGAAGCAUUGCUCAAAGCUUUAUCACACUCCUGAUAUAGCAAAAUCGAUAUUACUGUAGGGGAAACAACAGACAAAAUGACAGAGAUGGCAAAAGAAUUUGUUAAAAGAAACAUCACUGCAGAUAUUACCAUAAGGUUUGUGGAAUGCGAGAGUAAUAGUUACACUAUACAACCUCCAGAGUCUUCUUCUAGCAGUAGCAGUUCUUCUAUUGAUUUAGUGUUUCGUGGAAUCUAUAUUGUAGAUUGGUUCCAAGAACAACAGAAACGUUUAAGAUAAAUUUCAGUAUGAAGUUUUUUA
Molecule: messenger RNA, 2137 nt
Organism: Moneuplotes crassus
Lineage: Eukaryota; Ciliophora; Spirotrichea; Euplotida; Euplotidae
Source: the annotation of a GenBank genome assembly